AUGAGCGAUUAUAAACCUAAAAGCAAACCAGAUAUCUCGUUUAAUGAUACACCUCAGACAAUAUCAAACUCUCCUAUGGGAAGAGGAUUUUCAAGUGCUUCAUCAGCAGAUUCAGUUUUUGAUGAUAUUUCCUCCAAAGCACAUGCUUUAUUUUCGAUACUCGAUGAAGAUCACAAAGGCUAUCUUGAUAAUCAAAUGUUAUUAAAAGUUUGUGAUUCUGGUCUGACAGAAUCUCAAAUAAAUGAUUUAAUUUUACAACUUGAUCAUGACGGUGAUGGAAAAGUUAGUGCAAAUGAUUUUAUGCUGGGUUUACGUACAUUAGCAAAGCGUAAUAGUUUAAUUCGUGCUUCAUUACGAGCCACUACAGUAACAAAUUCUACUCGUCAUUUGAUUAAACAAUGUUCAGACUCCUCGGAUUCACCUAAAAGUCGUUUAGAAUCUGAUGAAACUGGUUCAGAUAUUGAUGAUAAAAUGUAUAACAGGGAUCACACAAAAUCAAGCUUCAAUAGUAUUCAGUCAAUAAGAAUCAGAACCAAAAGUAGACAAAGACUUCACCGACGACUACUGACAACAUUAUCUUCUCAACAGAGCCACUUCAAAGCAACAAGCCAUUCAUCCUCCAUACCAUUUGAUACUUCUUCGGUUGAUGAAUAUUUAAAAUGUUUAGAUUGCCAAGAACAUCUUUACGAACUAUAUCAUAUACUACUAUCAGAAAAUCCAAGUUUAUCAAGAAUGUAUGAGACUAUACUCGUUGAUGUUGUUCGAUACAUUCAAAAAACUCGUGAGGUUCAAUUACGGUUAGAGAAACAAAUUGAAAGUGAACGUGUUAAACACAGUGAAGCAAUAUUUCGUCUUUCUGAGGAGUUAGACAAUCAAGUUAGGCUAGCUGAAGAAGCAGCUCGAAUGAAAGAAAGGGAAUCAGCAAUGAAGAAAUUUGCAGCUGAACUUGAAACGAAAUCAUUACAAAUCAAACAACUGAAGUCAAAAAUAAAACAUCAUGAAGAGCAAGAAAUUCACCAAAAAGAAGCUCAAAAUCAGACAAUAAUACUAAAAACCAAUGAACAAGGUGACUCACGCGUAAUCAAAUUACAAGCAAAAAUCUUGAAAAUGAAUCAAGAAAAUUAUAACUUAGAAGAAGAUCUCGACAAUAUGCGAUUGCAGUUGGCCGAAUCACGAUCAGAAUUCAAUGCAGUCCGUCAGAGUUUAAGUGAUAAAAGUCAUGAGUUAGAACACCAAAUGUCUGCUCUAAUUGAAACUGUCAAAGAAAAUUCUACACUGAAACGUCAAAUCGGAAUAUUGCAAGAUAUCAAUAAAAAGUUAUACGAUGCUAAUGAUGGUCUGUUCAAUAUGUUUGAGAGUUAUCCGGAGUGGUUGCGUAAACAAUGGAAAGUUGAAGAUAUUAAACCAGCUUCUGCAAUAGUUGAUCAGAAAUUCAGACGAACUUCUGUAGAACUCAAACCAAUCAAGACAGUUGCCAAGUCAUUUGAUGCAUGUGAUUGUGAUGCAAGCAUUUCUACAUGUAGCUCCUAUAGCAAAUCAAAAUCGGAAAAAUUGGAGUGCAUUACACCAAAACUGCAUGAAAGCGGAGAUAGUGGAUUAUCUAGUCAGGCAGAUGUUAAAGAAAACGAAUCUGAUAGUGAGAUGAAAUUACUCGUAGACAAGCAACAAAAAUCAUGGGAGGAAUCCAAAAUUCAUGCAAAGUAUGGUGCUCGGUCCGAAUUACAGAACAAGAUGAGUCCAACAACCCCCGUUAGCUCGAACAAUUCCAGUCGCCGAUCAUUAGUUUCGCAUACAUCUAAUCAUCAAAAUUCUCAUUAUAAAAGUGGGACAAUGAAAAAGCAAUAUAAAAAGACUUUAUCUAACAAAGAUGGCUAUCAUCUAAAAGAUCAAAUGAAUGAAAAAUUAAGAAUUUUUCGUGUGAUGUUGGCUGGUGACUCGGAAGUUGGAAAAACUAGUUUACUGAUACGUAUGUGUGAUAAUAUAUUUACAAGCAGUUCAGUUACGACGAUAGGUAUCGAUAUGAAAAUGAGGUCUGUUGAAGUCGAUGGAAGAAAAGCCAUGAUGCAGAUAUGGGACACCGCUGGACAAGAAAGAUUUCGUAGUGUAUCCGCAAAUUUCUAUAGGAAAGCUGAUGGCAUUCUUUUGGUGUAUGACUGCACUUCGGAAUUUUCCUUCAUGAAUACAAGAGAUUGGAUAACAAUAAUAGAAGAGAACACUGGUAAACACAUACCAAUCGCUAUUAUUGGUAAUAAGAAAGAUUUAAAGGAGCAGAAAGAAUGGCAAGGAAACAAAUGUGUUAGUUAUGCGACAGGUAAUAAACUAGCAAGAGAGAUUGGAGCACUAUUCUUCGAAACGAGUGCUUUAACCGGAGAAAAUGUAAAUGAGUGCGUAGAGGCACUAGCCAGGCUACUGUGUGCUCAAGAAGACUACAACUUGCGCUGCCCCCAGCUUAAACUGUCAAACGAUAAUCCAAGGUCAACAAACAGUAAAUGCUGUGCACGAUAAAAAUACAACCUAUUUACACCCUUGUCUAUUCGAAGAUGAGGAGUCAGAUAACCUUUAUUUAUUUCAAAACUGACAAAAAAAGAUUGUUUCAUCUUCUAGAAAACGAAACAAUUUCUAUUUAG
Molecule: messenger RNA, 2627 nt
Organism: Heterobilharzia americana
Lineage: Eukaryota; Metazoa; Platyhelminthes; Trematoda; Strigeidida; Schistosomatidae
Source: the annotation of a GenBank genome assembly